GCCUCUAAUCACAGCCACCCAUCUUGAUCCUUAUCAUCUGCGGCAACUACUAAAGCAGCAUCUUUUAUCCAGUUAUCAUCACGCUUUUCAAGUCUACGCAUCGCAGAUCCCUGCGCCACCACCGAUGCCCCGCACAUACGGCAAGAAAAAGCAGACGCGGCUUGCCUUCGCUCCGGUAAGCUCCCCACCACCGAAAAGUGAGCAAGACUCAGAUGGUGAGACGGAUCGCCGGGCGAACUUGCGUUAUGCGCAUCCUUCCAAGCCAGUCUUACGGCGAGGUCGAUCUCAGCCUGACAAGAGCCCCUCGCCGAAACAUACCCCGGAAAAGACCUCUAAACCUGCUGAGGAUAGCGAAAGCGAUAUAGAUAUUGUCCGCAGUGUGCGCAAAACCCCACAGAAAGGAUCUCGGAAGCGCAAGAGAACAGACACAUCUAGUUCCGACUCUCCUCCCCCCGCCUCCCAGAAUGCCGCUGCCGCUGCCGCUGUCGCUGAAGAGAGCGACGCAGAUGAGGUAGUCCCCAUGUCUCGACGAAAACUGAGACGUGGUGUGGCCCCUAAAGCUGCCAUUGUGGUUGAAGAUGAUGGAUCAGAGGAGGAGCCGGUUCUCUCCUCUCCCAUAAAACGCAGGAGACUUAAUGUGAGCUCCGAUGUUCCACAAACGCCACGUCGAAAAGUAGGCCAGGAUGAACUAGAUAUAGAGGAGGACCUCGAGGCCUUGCAAGACUCAGUGGUUAAGGAUACCCGAACUCGAGGUCGAUUCGCGAACUCAGCACGGGCCCAGAGACAACAACACCUGGAAGCUCUACGUCGCCGGAGGGCAGGAAAGACACAAUCGGAUACAGAAAAGUCUAAAGGUGACUCUGAGGCAGCAAGGUCGAGCGAAAGUGAGGGUGAAGAUGAGGGUGAAGCUGAAAGUGACAAGGCGACUCCAAACCGGCCAAUCCGAUUCCGUGACCGGCAAGAAGACAGUGACGUUGAAUCUGCGAUUGCAAGCAAUGACGACCUGGACCGCUAUGAAGACGACUUUGUGCUAGAAGACGACGAUGAUACCCUGGGGGCGCCUACAGGGCUAGAAGACAUCCCCAUCGAGUUUUCCAGACAUGCCUACAAGCAACUCAAGGAUUAUUUUCAAGAUGCGGUCGAAUGGAUGGUGCACAAUCAGCUCAACCCAGCUUUCCCUCGCUCUGACCCCGUCUACGAAGUCGCAUUCAGCAAACUCGAAGAUGAAGUAAAGGGUCGUACCGGAUCACAGCUAGUCUCAUCGGUUUGGAACGCCAACUUUCGGAGAGCUCUCUUGGCCCGACCUCAGAUUGAGAUCACAACCUUCCCAACAAUAGAGAACCAUCCAUGCGAUGCCUGCAACCGCUCCGGACACCCGGCUUCGUUCGACAUCAAAUUAUACGGACGAGCCUACUCACUAGAGACACUCGAGCCGCUUUCCGACGACGACGACGAGGACGACAGCGAUGAGGAACGCGGCGAGGAACACGACGAUAAAGAAAGAGACCGAGACGGCCAUGUUUUACCAGACGAGAACACCCGAUUCUUUCUUGGACGCCACUGCAAAAACAAAGCCACAUUAGCCCACACACUAACCCACUGGCGAUUCCAUCUCAACGAGUGGGUUACCGGCUACCUCGAACACCAGGGCCACCUCUCCGACGCAGCAAUCGUUAAGCGCAAUAACUGGAGUCAAAAGCGGCAGAUCAAGAAAGCCGUCCGAGUAUUCGAAUCGAUGAUCGAGGACGGCGAAGUGAAGAAGCUCUGGCGUGAUUUUCACAUCAACCUGCGAACCGCCAGAGAAACCACGACUCUUGGGUAAUAGCUCCAACCCUUUUCUUGCACCUGUUGUGCAAUGUUCAGUUGCACAUAUUCAUGGGUUUCUGGACAGUCAGCCCUACUUCACAUAAUUCUCUACCUCGCCUUUACGCCAUUCUCAUUGUCCAUAUGGAUUUCAUUCCUGGGCUGUUUCUGUGAUGCUAUGAUACCCUAUUUCUUUCUGUUGUUAUUCUUCGGCUUCCCUUGCUUUCUUACUUCUAUCAUGAUAAGAAGGGUAUUAAGUUGGCCCCUACGGUUUAUUCUUAGUCUCGAAGUUAAUAAGUCUGAAGAUCAUUCACAUUUCAUUAUCUAGAAACAUGAG
Messenger RNA from Aspergillus sclerotioniger CBS 115572, 2140 nucleotides. RefSeq lists its product as uncharacterized. Gene Ontology annotation, cellular component: nucleus. Bases 125 to 1822 code for a protein of 565 amino acids. The record is from RefSeq and is a predicted model, not a curated record. The transcript is spliced from 5 exons. Lineage: Eukaryota; Fungi; Ascomycota; Eurotiomycetes; Eurotiales; Aspergillaceae.